Molecule: messenger RNA, 4529 nt
Organism: Arabidopsis arenosa
Lineage: Eukaryota; Viridiplantae; Streptophyta; Magnoliopsida; Brassicales; Brassicaceae
Source: the annotation of a GenBank genome assembly
AAGUCUUUCUGUUCUCAAGAAAUUAAGAAACUGAGAAAAAAAAAAUGGGAGUGCAAGGUCUUUGGGAGCUUCUUGCUCCUGUAGGUCGUCGCGUCUCCGUCGAAACCCUAGCCAACAAACGAUUAGCCAUCGAUGCGAGUAUAUGGAUGGUACAAUUUAUCAAAGCGAUGCGUGAUGAGAAGGGAGAUAUGGUUCAGAACGCACACUUGAUCGGAUUUUUCCGAAGGAUUUGUAAGCUUUUGUUCUUAAGGACUAAACCGAUCUUCGUCUUUGAUGGAGCUACUCCGGCAUUGAAACGUCGUACUGUUAUUGCUCGUCGUCGUCAACGUGAGAAUGCUCAGACUAAAAUCCGGAAGACUGCUGAGAAAUUGCUGCUUAAUCGGCUUAAGGAUAUUAGGCUUAAGGAACAAGCUAAAGAUAUUAAGAAUCAAAGAUUGAAGCAGGAUGAUAGUGAUAGAGUGAAGAAACGUGUGUGUUCUGAUUCUGUGGAAGAUAAUUUGCGAGUUCCUGAGGAGGAUAAGCUAGAUGAAGUAUCUCCAGCAUCUUUGGUGGGAGAGGAGAAUGGUGUUGAUGAUGUCGUCAAAGAGCUCACGAAGGAUGAUCCCAAGGGAAAGGGAGUUUUGUUGGAUGGGGAUGACCUAGAUAACAAAAUGAAGAGUAAUCUUGAACAGGAUUCCUCAGUACAGGGGAAGGAUUAUCAGGAAAAGUUGGAUGAGAUGUUGGCGGCAUCCCUUGCAGCUGAAGAAGAAGGAAACUUUACUAGCAAAGCAUCAACUUCAGCUGCAGCAAUCCCGUCUGAGGAAGAGGAUGAGGAAGAGGACAGUGACGAAGAUGAGGAAAUUUUAUUGCCAGUAAUGGAUGGGAAUAUUGACCCAGCUGUUUUGGCUUCUCUCCCUCCAUCCAUGCAACUUGAUCUCCUUGUUCAGAUGAGAGAAAAAUUGAUGGCAGAAAACCGGCAAAAGUACCAAAAGGUCAAGAAGGCCCCUGAGAAGUUUUCUGAAUUGCAAAUAGAAGCAUAUCUUAAAACUGUAGCUUUCCGUCGGGAAAUAAAUGAAGUUCAGAGAUCUGCUGGUGGAAGGGCUGUUGGUGGAGUUCAAACUUCUAGGAUAGCUUCGGAAGCAAACAGAGAAUUUAUAUUCUCGUCUUCUUUUGCUGGUGAUAAAGAAGAACUGGCGUCUGCCAGAGAAGGAAGAAAUGAUGAAAAUCAAAAGAAAACGUCACAACAGUCUUUGCCAGUCCCCGUCAAGAAUGCUUCCUCGGUGAAAAAAUCAGAUGCUACCAUUGAGUUGGAUAGAGAUGAACCUAAAAAUCCUGAUGAAAAUAUUGAAGUAUAUAUAGAUGAAAGGGGACGUUUUAGAAUAAGGAACAGACACAUGGGAAUCCAAAUGACACGUGAUAUCCAGAGGAACUUACAUUUGAUGAAAGAAAAGGAGAGAACAGCUUCUGGUUCUAUGGCUAACAAUGAUGAAACAUUCAGCGCCUGGGAGAACUUUCCUACUGAGGACCAAUUUCUUGAAAAAUCACCUGUUGAGGAAGAUGUUGUGAACCUGGAGAUCCAGAAUGAUGAUUCCAUGCUGCAAAAUCCAUCUUCAAUAGAGAUAUCAUUUGACCAUGAUGGUGGUGGAAAAGAUCUCAAUGAUGAAGAUGAUAUGUUUCUUCAAUUGGCAGCGGGAGGACCAGUGACAAUCAGUUCUACAGAAAAUGAUCCUAAAGAAGACUCUUCACCGUGGGCUUCUGACAGUGAUUGGGAAGAAGUGCCUGUUGAACAGAAUACUUCUGUCUCUAAGCUUGAAGCUAAUUUAAGCAAUCAGCAUAUCCCCAAGGAUAUUAGUAUCGAUGAGGGUGUAGCAUGGGAAGAAUAUAGUUGUGAAAAUGCCAAUAGCUCCAUGGAGAAUGAUACAGUAACAAAGAUCACAAAAGGCUAUCUGGAAGAAGAAGCUGAUCUGCAGGAGGCUAUCAAGAAAAGUCUUCUUGAUUUACACGAUAAGGAAUCCGGGGAUGUCCUUGAAGAAAAUCAAUCAGUAAGGGUAAAUCUUGUUGUUGACAAGCCAAGCGAAGAUAGUCUUUGUUCUAGGGAAACCGUUGGUAAAGCUGAGGAAGAGGGAUUUCUGGACGAAAUAACAAUCUUGAAAACCAGUGGUGCUAUAACUGAACAGUCCAACACUUCUGUAGCGGGCAAUGCAGAUGGUCAGAAAGGGAUAACCAAACAAUUUGGUACACACCCUUCUUCUGGUUCUAAUAACGUUAGCUGUGCUGUGAGCAAUGAAUUGUCAAAGGUAAAAUCAGUUAUCUCACCGGAGAAAGCAUCAAAUGUUGCUAGUCAAAGCCGCAUGCUAUCCACCAUGGCUACACAGCACAAUGAAGAAGGUUCUGAAAGUUUUGGUGGAGAAUCUGUCAAAGUAUCUGCUAUGCCCAUAGCUGAUGAGGAAAGAACUGGUUUUCUUGGUGAAAAAGGUAAUGCUGAUGGUGAAUCAUCUAUCAUGAUGGAUGAUAAGAGUGAUUAUAGUAGACGUAAAAUCCAGAGUCUUGUCACUGAAUCAAGGGACCCUUCUCGUGAUGUCGUCAGAUCGCAAAUAGGGAUACUACAUGACACAGAUUCACAAAAUGAAAGAAGGGAGGAAAAUAACUCUAACAAGCACACUUUCAAUAUUGACAGUUCAACAGAUUUUGAAGAGAAAAGCGUGCCUGUUGAAUUUUCAGAAGCAAAUAUAGAGGAGGAAAUUCGAGUUCUCGACCAAGAAUUCGUAAGUUUAGGUGAUGAACAGAGAAAACUUGAGCGGAAUGCUGAAUCUGUGAGCAGUGAGAUGUUUGCAGAAUGUCAGGAGCUACUCCAAAUUUUUGGCAUACCGUACAUCAUAGCUCCCAUGGAAGCAGAGGCACAAUGUGCGUUUAUGGAACAAUCAAACCUUGUUGAUGGCAUUGUCACUGACGAUUCUGAUGUAUUCUUGUUUGGAGCAAGGAGCGUGUACAAAAAUAUAUUUGAUGAUCGCAAAUAUGUGGAGACAUACUUUAUGAAGGACAUUGAGAAGGAGCUAGGCUUGAGCAGAGAUAAAAUAAUCCGCAUGGCAAUGCUUCUAGGAAGUGAUUAUACAGAAGGAAUCAGUGGUAUUGGUAUUGUCAAUGCUAUUGAAGUUGUCACUGCAUUUCCCGAGGAGGAUGGGCUUCAGAAAUUUCGUGAAUGGGUUGAAUCACCUGAUCCAACCAUUUUAGGAAAGACUGAUGCAAAAACAGGUUCGAAGAUAAAGAAGCGUGGGUCUGCCUCUGUAGAUAAUAAAGGAAUCAUCUCAGGUGCCUCGACUGAUGACACCGAAGAAAUAAAGCAAAUCUUCAUGGAUCAGCAUAGAAAGGUAAGCAAGAACUGGCAUAUUCCAUUGACGUUCCCUAGUGAGGCUGUUAUUUCAGCCUACUUAAAUCCACAAGUGGAUCGGUCGACUGAGAAAUUCUCAUGGGGCAAGCCUGAUCUUUCUGUUCUUAGAAAGCUAUGCUGGGAAAAGUUUAAUUGGAACGGCAAGAAAACAGAUGAUCUGCUACUACCAGUCUUGAAGGAGUAUGAAAAGCGCGAGACGCAACUUCGGAUGGAAGCUUUUUAUUCCUUUAAUGAAAGAUUUGCAAAGAUCCGUAGUAAAAGAAUCAACAAAGCUGUCAAAGGAAUUGGCGGAGGUCUAUCGUCAGAAGUGGCUGAUAGUACUCUCCAGGAAGGUCCAAGAAAACAAAAUAAGAAAAGAGUUGCUCCUCAUGAAACUGAAGAUAACACCACUUCUGACAAAGAUUCACCUAAAGCCAAUGAGAAAGUGAAAAACAAAAGGAAGCGCUUAGAAAAACCAUCUAGUAGUAGAGGCAGAGGCGGAGCCCAGAAAAGAGGACGAGGAAGAGGAAGAGGAAGAGUCCAAAAGGAUCUCCUUGAGCUAUCAGACGACACUUCUGAUGAUGAUGACAAGGUAGUAGAUUUAGAGGCAAAACCGGGCAAUCUUCAGAAAGUGCGAAAGUCAACACGAUCUCGGAAUCCUGUGAAGUACAAUGCAAAAGAAGACGAUGAAUUGGAUGAGUCAAGAAGCAAUGGAGAAUCCCUUAGUGAGAAUUUCGAAGAGGUUGAUGAAGGCAGAAUAGGAAAUGUUUCUGCAGAAAGAACACAGAAAGAAGCAUCAAUCAACGAUUGUCCAUCUGAAGAUUAUAUUCAAACGGGAGGUGGGUUCUGUGCAGAUGAAGCUGUUGAGAUUGGAGAUGCUCAUAUGAAAGAUAAAGCUACCGAUGAUUACAGAGUGAUCGGUGGCGGAUUCUGUGUUGAUGAAGAUGAAAUAGCUAAGGAAAACACAACGGAUGAUGCAGAGAGUCUAAAGAUGGAGAGUGAAGAACGACGAAAGAAAGGUAAACGUCAAAAUGAAGAUGCAUCAUUGGAUGAGAAUGUUGAGAUUGAUUUUGGAAAUUCUUCAACUGGAGGAUUAAGUGCUAUGCCUUUCUUGAAGAGAAAAAAGAGAAAAAACUGAAAAACUUUGUUUAGUUUUAUAUAACAGUAAAUGGUAAAGUAAUUU